AUGGAAUCAUGGCAAAAGAUAUUAGGUAUUAUUGAAUUUGUCAUUGUAUUGAUUGUAUUAUUAUUUUUAAUUGGUGUGAUAGUAGUGAUUAUAAAGAAUAGAAAAUUAGAGUUUAAUAUGUAUUGGAAAUCAAGAGCAUUACUAGCAAGUUCAGCAUUUAUAUGGGUUGUAUUUUUAAUGUUGGGUAAUGAAUACCUUUGGAAUACAGAUGGUUUAUUUGGUAUAAAAUCACAUUCUGCUGCAAUUUGUGGUUUACAUUUAUUCUUUACUGUAGGUUUAGCUGAACCCUUAUUCUUUUUAUCUGUAUUAUUUACACUUAAAUCAAAAACAAAUAGAGAUAAAGGUCGUAAUAAUAAUAAUAAUCAGAGUGGAAUUUUUAGAAUUUUUACAAAUAGAUUAAAUUUUGAAGACCCAAAUGAUUAUGUUUAUUUAUGUGCAUUUAUAUGUUCGUUACCAUUGAUUAUUGUUCAUAUUGUAUUAUUAAUUUUAGAUGCAUUAAAUGAUAAGGUUAAUAUAGCAUAUACUGUAUUCGAUAAUGAAGAAUCAAAAUGUUUAGUACCAAUUGUUAGCACUGCUGCAUUUGCUAUAUUUUAUGUUUUAUUUUUAUUAUUUUUUAUUUUUAUAUCAAGAAAAUUCUCAAAAACAAUUAUUAAUAGGUCACUAAUAAAUAGAAUUAGAUUAUUACAAUUCAGUUUUAUAGCAUUUUUACCAUUAGAAGUAGCAAUUAAAGUAGUUUUAAUUUUCACAUUAAAUAUUGGUAAAAUAAGUCAAGCAUUAUUUAAUGCUUUCUUUUUCGUUGAUAUAGUAGUUUUAUUAAUUGGUGUUUUGGAAUUUGCAUUAUUCCCAAUUUUAGACUCAUUAGGAUAUUAUUCAAGUUCAAUUAAAUUAUGGAAAUUUAAAUUCUUAAAUAGAAAUAAUAAUGAAGGAAGAGGUAUGAUUACAAAUGAUGGUAAUAAUAAUAAUAGUAGUAGUAAUAAUAAUAAUAAUGACUAUGAAAAGAAUGACGAAAAUAAUAUAUCAUUAACUACAAUUUCGACAAAUAUAUCAUCAACCCCAAAUUCGUUAAUACCUAUUGGUGAUUAUGAAAAACAAUUAAAAAAUAAUAAUAAUAGCGACAAUAAUAGCGAUAAUAAUAAUAAAAAUAAAAAUAAUUUAGAAGUAGGAGGAGGAGGAGGAGGAGGAGAUAAUAAAAAUCAUAUAUUAAGUCAACAAACAGAAUUAGAGAAAUUAAAAAUUAAACAUAAAAGUCCAAUACUGGAUAGAGUUAGAGAUACUGAUCCAAUUAAUUUACCACCCUCUGAACCUUUAUCAACACCAUUAUCAUCUUCACCACAACAACCACCUUCACAUGAAAGAAAGAAAUCUAGAAGGUUUAGUCUUUCUGGUAAAAAGAAAUCACAAACUGUAACUCCAACUCCGUCAUCGUCAUCUUCAUCUUCCCCUAAUAAUCAAUCACCACCAUUACAACCACAACAAUCACAACCAAGAUAUUUACAACCAACUCCAGUUGACGAUUUUAAAAAUAACUUAUUUAAAUAUUCUCAAACUGGUUAUAAAUAA
This is a messenger RNA of Dictyostelium discoideum AX4, 1560 nucleotides long. RefSeq lists its product as hypothetical. The coding region runs from base 1 to 1560 and encodes 519 amino acids. The record is from RefSeq and is a predicted model, not a curated record. NCBI's taxonomy places the organism in Eukaryota, Evosea, Eumycetozoa, Dictyosteliales, Dictyosteliaceae. The transcript is spliced from 4 exons.